Messenger RNA from Verruconis gallopava, 579 nucleotides. RefSeq lists its product as uncharacterized. The coding region runs from base 1 to 579 and encodes 192 amino acids. The transcript has a single exon. Lineage: Eukaryota; Fungi; Ascomycota; Dothideomycetes; Venturiales; Sympoventuriaceae. The record is from RefSeq and is a predicted model, not a curated record.
AUGGCAAGACUGCAGAACCCGGAGAGUCAGGCUCGCUAUAUGAGUUACAUUGUUAUGUUUGUAUACUAUGUCCUGCGCUUGGUCGAGAAUGAAGAAGUGUACCUUGCAGCUUUAUCUGAUUCUGAUGAUUCUGACGAGUCUGAGGACCCUAAUGAUGAUGAUGAUAGCGAUAAGAAUAGCGAAGACGGUCAAGAGGAAGAGCGUAGACCUGAUCUAUUUGAAGACGCCCGCGAGUUGUUCCCAUGGCAAGGGAGACAGAAAGAUCUAGCAAGGGAAUUGUGGGCAGGCCUGGAGGAGAGCAACGAGAAAGCACAUGUGACAUUGCUGUUGCGCCUUCUUGACUCCUUCAUAUUUCAAAAUACAGGCGAUAAUCUGUUCAGUAGUGGGCUGAUCCACUAUAUAGCUGUGCUUAGGAUUGAUACUAAAAUAAACCGGUUACAGACAGCGAAGAACUACUCUUACAUGCUUGCUAGCAUGGUCUAUUGUACAAGAGUGAUAGCUAUAGAGUCACUUCUUCUAUCUGCGGAAAGACAACAGCAGGGAGAUGAAGAUCGAGCAGGUUUCAUCCAGAAACGAUGA